Messenger RNA from Numida meleagris (helmeted guineafowl), 1766 nucleotides. It is a transcript of the gene SEPTIN5, whose product is annotated as septin 5. Gene Ontology annotation, cellular component: septin ring; septin complex; synaptic vesicle. The transcript is spliced from 11 exons. Gene Ontology annotation, molecular function: GTP binding; GTPase activity; molecular adaptor activity. The record is from RefSeq and is a predicted model, not a curated record. Gene Ontology annotation, biological process: regulation of exocytosis; cytoskeleton-dependent cytokinesis. Lineage: Eukaryota; Metazoa; Chordata; Aves; Galliformes; Numididae. The coding region runs from base 190 to 1335 and encodes 381 amino acids.
GGGGAGCCGCCGUGGGACCCGCGCGCGUCGCCGCUCCUCGCCUCGCGCGCCGCUGAGCCGCCCUGCGCGUGUGUGCGGCCGUGGGCGGGGGGGCUGCCGCGUGGGUUUAGCGAAGGCUGGGAGGGAACACAUGGGUUGGGUGUUUUUUUUCUUGGCCUGCAGCGGCUGUCCGUCCUGCCAGCCGCGGUUAUGGAUUCGCUCAUUAUCCAGGAGCGGUUAGUGGAGAGGCUGCUUUCUCCCCGGACGCAGGCACAGCGAAGCCACCCGGCCAAGCUGAAGGACCAUGAGAAGCAGUACGUGGGCUUUGCCACUCUGCCGAACCAGGUCCACCGGAAAUCUGUGAAGAAGGGUUUCGACUUCACGCUGAUGGUUGCAGGAGAGUCGGGUCUGGGCAAAUCCACGCUUGUGAAUAGCCUGUUCCUGACAGAUCUGUACAAAGACAGAAAGCUCCUCAAUGCAGAGGAGAGAAUCAACCAGACGGUGGAGAUUGUCAAGCACACGGUGGACAUUGAGGAAAAGGGUGUCAAGCUGAAGCUGACCAUAGUGGACACACCAGGCUUUGGAGAUGCUGUUAAUAACACUGAAUGCUGGAAGCCCAUCACUGACUACAUCGACCAGCAGUUUGAGCAGUAUUUCCGUGAUGAGAGUGGCCUGAACCGAAAGAACAUCCAGGACAACCGAGUGCAUUGCUGCCUCUACUUCAUCUCGCCCUUCGGGCAUGGGCUGAGGCCUGUGGAUGUUGAGUUCAUGAAGGCUCUGCAUGAGAAGGUUAACAUUGUACCCCUGAUUGCCAAAGCUGACUGCCUGAUCCCCUCAGAGAUCCGGAAGCUAAAAGAGAGGAUCCGGGAAGAGAUUGACAAAUUUGGCAUUAAAGUGUACCAGUUUCCUGAGUGUGACUCUGAUGAAGAUGAGGAGUUCAAGCAGCAAGAUAGAGAGUUGAAGGAGAGUGCUCCUUUUGCUGUCAUUGGCAGCAACACAGUGGUGGAGGCUAAAGGCCAGCGAGUCCGUGGACGGCUGUACCCAUGGGGCAUUGUGGAAGUGGAAAAUCAGGCACACUGCGACUUCGUGAAGCUGCGGAAUAUGCUGAUCCGAACACACAUGCAUGACCUGAAGGAUGUCACUUGUGAUGUCCACUAUGAGAACUACCGAGCUCAGUGCAUCCAGCAAAUGACCAGCAAACUGACUCAGGACAACAGGAUAGAAAGCCCGAUUCCUAUCCUGCCUCUCCCAACACCAGACACUGAGACGGAGAAACUGAUCAAGAUGAAGGAUGAGGAGCUGCGGCGGAUGCAAGAGAUGCUGCAGAAGAUGCAGCAGCAGAUGCAGGAUCAGUGAGAUGCAGGUACUUGGAGGGCAAAGGGAACCCCCAGCGACCAUCUGAGGCCUGCCAAGAGCUGUGGAUGUUUGAAAAGAGGUUUCCCAUUGAUUAGAGACUUGUGGGCAAGAGCUGCACUCGCAUCCUCUAAUUUAUUAGCAGCAGUGCUGGCUUUGCAGUCAGCUGGUUUGUGGAGAAGGCUGUUCACUUAACUGUUUACUGAUGUGUAUUUCUUUUUUUUUUAAUAAUUAUUCUCUGCUUUCUUUUUUUUUCCUCUUUUUAAAUUUUUUUUAAGGGAAAAUAGCCUAGAAAGUCUGUGAGGCAUCCUAAAAAAAAAAAAAAAAGAAAGAAAGAAAAAAAAGAAAUGUAUUUCCCUUUCCCAUGUACUAAUCUCUUGUUUGGGAAUGCUCUGGUAUUUAAAGUCCUGGUUUCUCUGGUGUAUGAACUUGAA